AACGAACAAUAAAAUGGAUUUUUAUGUCCAUUUUAAAAAAUACGAGUACAUUUUAAACGGCAAAUCCCAACUAUUAAGCGACAAAGUAAUAAUUCUUAUUAAAUUAUGGACGGAACUUAGUGAGUACGAUUUCUCGAACACGGAACUAAAAAGUUUGAUUGAUCUAAUUGAUUGGGCUAUCAUACACACUAUGAAUAUCACUCUAACCGCAGAAUGGCAAGUAUACGCAGAUUUAUUCAAAAACGAGCUGUUGUUAAAAAUAGAAUUAUCUAGUAAAAAUUUUCUCGCCCGCAAUCUGGGAUUCAGAAACAGAUUCGAUAAAUUGAAUUACGUUAUUGCGGUUACCUGGGCGAAUCCCACAUUAGAAAAGCUGAUAAACAUUCCGAAUUGCGAAAUAACCAACGAAGAAAUGGAGUUCUUUCGGCAGGAGCAAGCCCACCUCGUUUCAAUAAGGCUGAUGAUGCUUUGCAAAUCGAAUUGCGAAGAUUUGGCGCUAAAUUUAGUUACUGCUUUUUUGAAAUAUUUGAAAUCCGAGCAUUUUAAGGACGAUUGUUGCGUAAGCGCUGAACAAAAAUGGUUUAUUUUCGACAUGAAAUUAGUACUUUUGUACAAAUUCAAAGAUGUUGAUGAGUUAGAAAGCAUGAUUAAAUUACUCUCAUACGAAGAUGGUCUUUACCUAAUUAACAGGUUUAUGAAAAAGAACCCAAAAUUAAUGAAAAUUUGGAAAUAUUCCCCAAAUAUAGUCACUAUAGCUCUUCCAAUUUAUCUACAAGAAAUAUUAAAAGAAAACAAUUCUAAUAAUCAUGAAAUAUUCAACCAAUUAAUAGAGCUAUUUCUAUCCAAAAACUCAAUUGAGGACUUUAAAAAUUUAUUCCUACAGUCUGAUUUAUUAACACUAUUGAACCGAAUCAAAACCAACAAAAACCCCUUACUAAAAUCCUACAUACUCGAAUUAUUCGUCAAAAAUUUAACGACUUUCAUUAAUCAAAUCGAAGCUUUAAAAGACACGGAAAAUGCCACAAAAACCGAAUCGGCAACAGCGCAAUUGGCCGAAAUUUACUCCGAUUUGGCCGAAUUCAUGGCAGACAAAGUCAAAGUAGCCAGAGAAUGCGUUUUAACUGCAUUCAGUCUUAAACCCACGCAGGAACGACUGACAAAUCUGGAGAAAUUAGCGCAGAAAAGCGGUUUACAGAUUGAUAGUGAUCGUAGUAAUUGGGUGUGCAAACUGCACCCGCCCAUCGACGAAGACGACGCGAGAAUCUACAAAUGUCCGGAAUGCAACAAACUAAUCUCAGUGCCCCAAGUAGAUAAUCCCUUAAAGGUUAAUCUGGCGUUGAACGACGCCAUCAACACGUUGGACCUGCCGCCGGAAUUGUGCGAGGACCUGAUCAACUGCAUCUCGAACCCCCGGUACAAGGUGCUCAGCUGGUACAUCCCGUGGAUCGACCUCUACAGGAUCUGCCUGCUGUACUUGAGCAACGAGCGGGGCAUCAGGAAUUUCAUUACCGAGCUAAAGUUUCUCGACAUCGAUUACUCGAUGUUCGAUGACGCCGGGCAUCAUCCUCUCCAAGAGUACGGCGGAAUCGAAAAGGGUUACGAGAAGUAUUUGGAUAGCAGUUUCAAUCCGAACGAGGACGAGGAGGAACCCGAAACGAGAUCGGAAAACUGCGCCAUCGAAGGGGAGGACUACGAUCCGAAUUCCAUCGAGAGCUUGAAGAAGAUAUUGAGUAUUCAAAAUUCGCAGGAGCACGAUAGCAAGAAUAACGACGUGACGCAUUGUUCGAAAAAUAUACUAACCCAAUCUAACAGCCAACAUAAAGACAAGCGAAGUAAAUUCAAGUCGAACAAUUUCAAAAGGAAAUUGCGCAGCUUCACAAAGGACAAGAGCAGGAAAAAGCGCAAGCACUUCAAACGAGCCGAGUAAAUCCCCGACAAUUAAUGUUAAUAAAACUUUACGUAUAACGAAUAAAUAAUUCGUUAGUUA
Phyllotreta striolata is the source of this 1984-nucleotide messenger RNA. Lineage: Eukaryota; Metazoa; Arthropoda; Insecta; Coleoptera; Chrysomelidae. The record is from the annotation of a GenBank genome assembly.